UUUCCCAGUCGAGUUAUUAAUACUUGAGUUGUGUUAAAUCCCGUGAACGGUUGGCUCAGCAUGUCGGCGCUCUCACACAGCUGAGGGAUGAGGAGGCUAACUGUUAAGAGCUCUGGCUAAAUGCUAACUUCAGCUUCGGGAUAGAUUUAUUAGUGGCGUUGAUAUCCAGCUGCUGACUCCUCUGAUAUUCACCGGCUAAAGGAACCACCUGCAGAGUCCUCUUGUUUUUGUUAAAUUGUUUACUUUUUCUGUCAUCAGCGGGAGUUCAUUCACUCCGAAAAACCAAAAGGACAUCUGUAGCAAGGCCUGGACUUUUUUAUUGUUGUUUUUUCCCCCUUCAUUUUAUUGGACAUUGAAAACAUCCCAGUUUCCAAUACACCAAUUAAAUCUAAGGAUGAUGCCCUAAGGGGCAGGAUGAGGAUGGCUGCUUGUUUUUGUACUGAGUUUUCAGUAAGUUCCUGGAGAAGCCCUGUCCUCUAAUGAUCUCCAUGGAGGAUUUUUCGUGACAAACCCCUCCGGGGCCACUUGGGUCCAAACUCUGGACUUACAGGAAUUUGAAUCCCUAACUUAAGAAUAUUUCAAGGAAUAAUAGCCGCAUUAACUUCAGGAUGGAGCUCUUCUUCAACCCUUUUGAUAAUUUACUGUGCAUCCUGCUGGGGAUCUCCUUCACGGUGUGGUUCACCCUACUCCUGGUGUUCAUUAUUGUUCCAGCAAUAUUUGGGGUGUCUUUUGGCAUCAGGCGUCUUUAUAUGAAGACAUUGUUGAAGAUCUUUGAGUGGGCAACACUAAGGAUAGAGAGGGGAGCCAAAGAGAAAAAUCACCACCUGUACAAACCUUACUCAAAUGCGAUAAUCGCUAAGGAGCCGACCUCCUUGGAGGAGGAAAUAAAGGAGAUCCGGCGGAGCGGCAGCAACAAAGAUCUGGACUCUGCCUCAGAGUUUGAGAUGUCAGACAUCUUCUACUUUGCUCGGCGAGGGGUGGAGAGCAUCAUGGAUGAUGAAGUGACCAAGCGGUUUUCAGCUGAAGAACUGGAAUCCUGGAAUCUUCUGACACGCAGCAACUACAACUUUCAUUAUAUCAGCCUGAGGUUGACCGUCCUCUGGGGGCUGGGCCUCCUGAUCCGCUACGGUAUCCUGCUGCCUCUCAGGGUAACCCUGGCCUUCACUGGUGUCGGCCUGCUGGUGUUCCUUACCUCUCUAAUUGGGCUCCUGCCAAACGGAAGGAUGAAAAACCUCCUCAGUGAGAAAGUUCAUCUGAUGUGCUACAGAAUAUGCGUCAGAGCGCUGACUGCCAUCAUAACCUACCAUGACAGUGAGAAUAAACCGAAAAAUGGAGGCAUAUGUGUCGCCAACCACACUUCACCCAUUGAUGUUAUCAUCCUGGCCAGCGACGGCUGCUAUGCUAUGGUUGGACAAAUUCAUGGUGGAUUGAUGGGGGUCAUACAGCGGUCUAUGGUUAAAGCCUGCCCACACAUCUGGUUUGAGCGAUCAGAAGUGAAAGACAGACACCUAGUGGCCAAACGGUUGAGUGACCAUGUUCAAGAUAAAUCUAAGCUGCCCAUUCUCAUUUUCCCAGAAGGCACCUGCAUAAACAACACAUCUGUCAUGAUGUUCAAGAAGGGCAGUUUUGAUAUUGGUGCAACUGUUUAUCCUGUGGCCAUUAAGUACGAUCCCCGGUUUGGAGAUGCCUUCUGGAAUAGCAGUAAGUUUGGGAUGGUCAACUAUCUUCUACGUAUGAUGAGUAGCUGGGCCAUCGUCUGCAGCGUGUGGUACCUUCCUCCGAUGUCAAGAGAGGGGGGAGAGGAUGCCAUGCAGUUUGCCAAUCGUGUAAAAGCAGCCAUAGCCAGGAAGGGGGGACUCGUUGACCUUCUGUGGGAUGGAGGUUUAAAGCGAGAAAAGGUAAAGGAUACCUUUAAAGAAGAGCAGCAAAAGCUUUACAGCAAAAUGCUUGUAGGCACUCAGGAGGACCGCAGCCGCUCCUGAGGCCCCUUCAUGGAGGCGGACUGACUCUGAGAUAGCUCUGGGCUUCCCCUGACCAAGCAUGCAGCAGCAGUGGUCCGUCACUGUGGAACAGCUGGACUGGAUUCUUCUCUCCUCGAUGUCAACAGAACUUUGGCUUCUCCAGUCACAGCCUCAGCAUGUUAAGUUGCAUCACUGUUGUGGGCUGUUCUGCCCUCUGUUGGAGUAGCUUGAUAAAGGCCUUGCUAGAAAAAGAAAGUUUGGCAAAAAAGGGAACGCCUUCCUCUUUCAAUUUUUAUGUACGGGCAAAAACAAAUGGUCUCCUAUAUUUGACUCCUGUCUUUGUUUUGUCGUCUGAACUCACUUUUUCCAAAGCUUUUUGCAUCAUCUUUAGCCGAGGUUACAGAAGUAAUAACACUUGGAUUGUAGUAAAGAGAUAACGUAGACUAAAUCUAGCUUGUUUUAAACCUGAAGCAGAGUUGUUUUGUUUAAUCUUGGAUAGUUCCUCCACCGUAGGGCAAAAUGCCAAACUUUGUUACAUUUCAAAUAUUUUUAUGUUCUGUUUUUUUUUUUCCAGACUGAUGAAACACAUCUUGUAUGGAAGAUAUUUAUUUUGCUCUGCAAACUUGUUUCAUGACUUGAUUUUCAUUUAGAGCUACAUUGCAGAAAAGCUCCCUGUUGAACGUGUGUUUUCCAUGGAGUGUGAGAGACCUCACAAUAUGAAGUGGAAACAGUUCCUGUUAUGCAGGAGUAUUGAUUUUAAAGCAGAUGCUCCUCUUUAAACCGACGCUGCAACAAAACUGGAGUAAAAGAAACUCACAUUCUUUAAUAAAGUAUUUGGCUUUAGAGAUGUGUCUUAAAGGCUCAUUGCACCAAGGAAACUGCAUAUGAUAAACACCCAUAACAGAAAUGCAAACGUAAGUAACAAGCUGAAUUCUGUCUAAAUACACGCCCAACCAGACCUGUUUUUGUGCAGUUUCUCUAUUGCCUCAUCUACUUAAAGCUAAAGCUUUUGUCUUUAUUAUCCUCUAAUUGAAGAUGUUGUUUUCCUACUUGGCAACCUCAAGGUCUCUGGAAUGCAGUGCAGCUGUAGUUUGGGGCUUUACAUCAGGCUAGGAGGUAGCACCGUGGGUACACCAUGGGUACAGGUUCCCCCCUGAAACAAUCUUAGUUUGUUAUCAGGGACAGUCCUUUAGAUGCUGUCAAAUCAUUUCAUUAAAAUAUAUGUUGAACUAUGA
Messenger RNA from Cyprinodon tularosa, 3196 nucleotides. RefSeq names its product glycerol-3-phosphate acyltransferase 4. Gene Ontology annotation, molecular function: glycerol-3-phosphate O-acyltransferase activity. The transcript has 13 exons. Lineage: Eukaryota; Metazoa; Chordata; Actinopteri; Cyprinodontiformes; Cyprinodontidae. Gene Ontology annotation, cellular component: endoplasmic reticulum. The record is from RefSeq and is a predicted model, not a curated record. Gene Ontology annotation, biological process: triglyceride biosynthetic process. Bases 609 to 1982 code for a protein of 457 amino acids.